AUGGUUCCCCUUGAUCUGAUUGGCAACAUGGUAAUAAGGUAUCCACACCAGAACACCUUCAAUGAACAGCCAUGUACUAACCUUGUUCCUGACAUUGUCGUUCACACCAGCUUCCUCUCUUGUGUCCCACUUCUCCUGAGACUCACAUUCAUCUGGCUAGUUGAUGAAUCCAGCAAUCCUUUAAGGAAGCUGGAUUCUGAUGAUCUAUUAAGUAAGGUCAAAGUAUUACCAUUGAAAUUUACAGAGUUACUGUUGGCAAUUACCAACUGUGAGGAGAGGCUCAGCCUGUUUAGAAACAGAAUUCGACUAACUAAAGGUUUCCAGGUAGAUGUGGGCAGCCCUGUGAAAGUACAGCUGCGAUCUGGGGAAGAGAAAUUUCCAGGAGUUGUGCGCUUCAGAGGACCGUUAUUAGCGGACAGGACAGUUUCGGGGAUUUUCUUUAGAGUAGAAUUGCUGGAAGAACGUUGUGGCCAAGGUUUCACUGAUAGGGUAUAUCAAGGGAAACAGAUUUUUCAGUGUGAUGAAGAUUGUGGCGUGUGUGUGGCAUUGGACAAGCUGGAGCGCAUAGACGACGAUGACAAUGGAUUGGAAAGUGAUUUUGCAGUCCCGAUGGAUACAAUGCAGGCUGAACCUCCCCCUUUGGAAAUAAACUCCAGAGUAUCGCUGAAGGUCGGAGAAAGUGUAGAAUCUGGAACAAUAAUAUUCUGUGAUGUUUUGCCAGAAAAAGAGAGUCUAGGAUAUUUUGUUGGUGUGGACAUGGAUAACCCUAUUGGCAACUGGGAUGGAAUGUUUGAUGGAGUACAACUUUGUAGCUUUGCAAGUGUUGAAAGUACAAUUCUUCUGCACAUCAAUGAUAUCAUUCCAGGAUCUACCUCAGACCCUGGAAGUAAAAGCAGAUCUGAAUUAUUUUAUACCUUAAAUGGCUCAUCUGUUGACUCACAACAACAAACCAAAUCCAAAAAUUCAUGCGAUAUUGAUGAAGUUGCAGAAGACCCUGCAAAGUCACUAAGAGAGCUGUCUCCAGACUUUGGACAUUCAUCACCUCCACCACAACCUCCUUCCAUGAACUCCUUAUCCAGUGAGAACAGAUUGCACUCUCUACCGUUCAGCCUGACCAAGAUGCCCAAUACAAACGGCAGCAUUGCUCACAGCCCACUGUCACUGUCAGUGCAGUCUGUGACGGGCGAGCUGAACAGCACGCCUGUCCAGGAGAGUCCACCUUUGCCCAUCUCUUCUGGUAAUGCAUACGGCCUAGAGGUGGGCUCACUGGCUGAAGUGAAAAAGAAUCCCCCAUUCUAUGGGGUUAUCCGUUGGAUUGGCCAGCCGCCUGGGCUCCGUCACGUGCUAGCUGGGCUGGAACUGGAGGAUGAAUGUGCAGGCUGUACAGAUGGCAUGUUCAGGGGCACGCGCUAUUUCACCUGCGACGUGAAGAAGGCCCUGUUCGUGAAACUCAAGAGCUGCAGACCCGACUCUAGGUUUGCGUCCCUGCAGCCUGUUACUAAUCAGAUUGAAAGGUGUAACUCUUUAGAAUUUGUAGGCUACUUAAGUAAAGUAGUAGAAAAAAAUACUCCACCAAAGAUGAAAAAAGGUUUAAAGAUAAUGAUUGGAAAGAAGAAAGGCAUCCAGGGCCAUUACAAUUCUUGUUACUUGGACUCAACUUUAUUCUGCUUAUUUGCUUUUAGUUCUGUCCUGGAUACUGUGUUGCUCAGACCCAAGGAAAAGAAUGAUGUGGAGUAUUAUACUGAGACCCAGGAGCUACUGAGGACAGCAAUAGUCAAUCCUCUGAGAAUAUAUGGAUAUGUGUCUGCCACAAAAACUAUGAAACUGAGGAAAAUACUUGAAAAAGUUCCUGCUGCAUCAGGAUUUACAUCUGAAGAAAAAGAUCCUGAAGAAUUUCUAAAUAUCCUGUUUCAUGAUAUUUUAAGGGUUGAGCCAUUGUUAAAAAUAAGAUCAGCAGGUCAGAAAGUCCAAGACUGCGACUUCUAUCAGAUCUUUGUGGAAAAAAAUGAGAAAGUUGGAGUUCCUACAAUUCAACAGUUACUAGAAUGGUCUUUUAUCAACAGCAACCUAAAAUUUGCAGAGGCACCAUCAUGCUUGAUUAUUCAGAUGCCUCGGUUUGGAAAAGACUUCAAAAUGUUUGAAAAAAUUUUCCCUUCUCUAGAAUUAAAUAUAACGGAUUUGCUUGAAGACACUCCCAGGGAGUGUUGCAUCUGUGGAGGACUUGCGAUGUUUGAGUGUAGAGAUUGCUAUGAAGACCCCGACAUCACAGCAGGGAAGAUCAAGCAGUUCUGUAAGACCUGCUGCACUCAGGUUCACCUCCAUCCUAAGAAAAUGAAUCAUACCUAUCACCCAGUAUCACUUCCCAAAGACUUGCCUGACUGGGACUGGAGACACGGCUGCAUCCCCUGCCAGAAGAUGGAGUUAUUUGCUGUUCUCUGCAUAGAAACGAGCCACUAUGUUGCUUUUGUGAAGUAUGGGAAGGAUGAUUCAGCCUGGCUCUUCUUUGACAGCAUGGCUGAUCGAGAUGGGGGUCAGAAUGGCUUCAACAUUCCACAAGUGACACCCUGCCCUGAAGUGGGAGAGUACUUGAAGAUGUCUCUGGAGGAGCUGCACUCCUUGGAUUCCAGAAGGAUUCGAGGCUGUGCACGCAGACUUCUUUGUGAUGCGUACAUGUGCAUGUACCAAAGUCCAACCAUGAGCUUGUACAAAUAA
Messenger RNA from Microtus oregoni (creeping vole), 2712 nucleotides. RefSeq names its product ubiquitin carboxyl-terminal hydrolase CYLD-like. The transcript is spliced from 17 exons. Gene Ontology annotation, biological process: positive regulation of extrinsic apoptotic signaling pathway; regulation of mitotic cell cycle; regulation of intrinsic apoptotic signaling pathway. Gene Ontology annotation, molecular function: cysteine-type deubiquitinase activity; K63-linked deubiquitinase activity. Gene Ontology annotation, cellular component: cytosol. The record is from RefSeq and is a predicted model, not a curated record. Bases 1 to 2712 code for a protein of 903 amino acids. NCBI's taxonomy places the organism in Eukaryota, Metazoa, Chordata, Mammalia, Rodentia, Cricetidae.